Messenger RNA from Odobenus rosmarus divergens (Pacific walrus), 595 nucleotides. RefSeq names its product cytochrome c oxidase subunit 7B, mitochondrial-like. Lineage: Eukaryota; Metazoa; Chordata; Mammalia; Carnivora; Odobenidae. The transcript is spliced from 3 exons. Bases 100 to 342 code for a protein of 80 amino acids. Gene Ontology annotation, biological process: mitochondrial electron transport, cytochrome c to oxygen. The record is from RefSeq and is a predicted model, not a curated record.
AAAGCCAUUUUGUUUUUCAGGGCUCUUUGCAAGGAGACUUGGAACGAAGUUGUAGCAAAGCAGCAGCUACAGUUGCACCGUUGUAUCUUCAGCUUCAGAAUGUUUCCCAUAGCCAGAACCGCUCUAAGUCGUCUCCGAGUUCAAAGCAUUCCACAAACAAUGGCAAGGCAGAGCCACCAGAAAAGGACACCUGAUUUCCAUGACAAAUAUGGUAAUGCUGUACUAGCUAGUGGAGCCACUUUCUGUAUUGCUGUAUGGGCAUAUACAGCAACACAAAUUGGAAUAGAGUGGAACCUGUCCCCUGUUGGCAGAGUCACCCCAAAGGAAUGGAGAGAUCAGUAAUCAUCCCAGUUGAUGUAAUACUGAAUUGUUUCAAAACCAACUCAUAAUUGAUGCCAAGUAAAAGCACUGUGCAUCCAUUAAAGUAUGGCAUGGUUGAAGAAAUAAAGUACAUUUGAAACCUUCGUUGUCGGUUUAUUUCUUUUAUAAUGAAACCAAGCUUGAUCACUUUUCAUUUAAUCUUAGUGUUACUAUUUAAGUGAGAUGCUUUAUAAUUUCUUAAAUAAUUUUUCUUUUUUAAAGAUUUUAUUUAUUU